This is a messenger RNA of Oncorhynchus tshawytscha (Chinook salmon), 3184 nucleotides long. Its product is annotated as guanine nucleotide-binding protein G(I)/G(S)/G(O) subunit gamma-12. Gene Ontology annotation, biological process: G protein-coupled receptor signaling pathway. The record is from RefSeq and is a predicted model, not a curated record. Lineage: Eukaryota; Metazoa; Chordata; Actinopteri; Salmoniformes; Salmonidae. Gene Ontology annotation, cellular component: heterotrimeric G-protein complex. The coding region runs from base 322 to 528 and encodes 68 amino acids. The transcript is spliced from 3 exons. Gene Ontology annotation, molecular function: G-protein beta-subunit binding.
UUCCCACGAUUCCGUGUAUUCAGAGAGAAGGUCGUUCCCCGUCUGUCAACCAGCUGCGCAUUUUAGCGAAAUCGCGGUAGGCGCAAAGGCGACGGAGUUGGUCAUAACGGUAGGUUUAUGUUGAUUGAAAAAUAAUUAAUUACUUUUUACACAAGAAAGUCUACACGACGCGAUUUUCACUGACUUCAACAUACUUUAUCGAUUCCAAGAAGGCAAUGAAAACUGAUUUUUGACUAUUUACAGCCCUAGACCCGUUCCACUUUGCGCUUGGAACCGAGUCCAUAACACAGAGGUGUGUGGAGACCAACAUAUCUUUCGAAGAUGCAGAGUUCCAGUAACACUGCCCGUGCCAGGAGGGCAGUCCAGCAGCUGAGAAUAGAAGCCAGCAUUGAGAGAAUUAAGGUGUCCAAGGCCUCAGCAGACCUGAUGCACUACUGUGGAGAACAGGGUAAAUACGACCCUCUACUCAUGGGUAUACCAGCCUCUGAAAACCCCUUCAAAGACAAGAAGCCAUGCACUAUAUUAUAGUAUAGCGGAACAGCUGAAUUAUCUUUGCUUUUUAAAUUUUUUAUUAUUUUAUAGGGAGAAAUAUACAACGUUAAUACCGGUACACUAUUUGCCUUAAGGCCAGCCCAGUCCCACUCCCCAUGUUUCCUUGUACUUUAGGUUGAUUUCAAAAUGUUACCUUAGGGCUCUGGUCAAAAGUAGUGCAAUAUAAAGGGAAUAGGGUGCCAUUUGGGACUCAUUCACUCUCUCUUUUAAACUAGUGCCAUUUUGGUAGAAUCAGAAUCAUUGGUCCUCUCUCUCCAUCAGAUACAACAAUUCAUUUGUGACCCAGAAAAAAAGGGGUUAGUAUAGUUCAGUCAGUCAUAAAUAGAUAGUUCAUUAUGAGGCUCCUCUCAACAGAGACUGGUGUUCUUUCAGAUUGUUACCGUAUGUUAUGCAGACUAAAGACCAGCUGGGUUUGAAAUGGGGGUUCCCAACUUUGUCAUGUUAACACUAAAACAGUUCCUUUAAAAUAUACAUCAACUUACUGACAGCAAAUGUAUUUUACAGUACAGCUACUGUAAUCCAUUUCACUGUAAUCCAUUUUACAGUACCACAAAUGUUACUGUAAUCCAAUUUACAGUACAUUACUGGAAUUACCCAUGCAGUAGCAUAUUAUCCAGUGUUCUUUGCGAGUUUUUAUUUUUAGAUUUACAUUUUGGUCAUUUAGCGGGCACCCUUGACCUUAGCAGCUUACAGUCAGUGCAUUCAACCAAGGUUGAUAAAAAAAAACACAUGUCAUAGCAAGUAAAACGUUUCUUUAACCGUAGAUACCAUUUUAUGUCUCUGUGUCCAGUAUGACGGACGUUUAAAGGUAGUUUCGUGAGUCAAUGCUAACUAGCAUCAGCACACUGACUGGAAAUCUAUGGGUAAACUGACAGUGACUACAGAUCAAAGGACAGGGCUAGCUACUCAACCAUUAAUGGUUUUGAGACUUGCUGCCACUCUGAUCUACCCCAUAUAUACAUUUAAUUGUUAGGGAACUACUACCACCUAUCACUUAAAUUGGUACAGCACUCUCACCAAUGGGUGCAACAAAUAUGGCCGCUUACAAGACACUCCUCAAAAUAUAUUAAUGAGUGAGAAACAACAAUACGAUAAACCAGUUAGGGUUCAAAAGGUUUUUGCUCUCCAAAAAUACGGUAUUGGUAAUGUAUUAUAAAUGACUGGUAGCAAUUGGCCAGUCAGGAUUGUAGAAUUCCUAAAAUACAGUAUAUUACCAUAUUCUGUAGGGGUACAGCAUUCUAACUCAUUGGUGCAACAAAUAUAGCCUCUUACAAUUUACGUUAUUUUACUCUGCACUCUACAAUGUUUUACUGUUGAAAUGACAGAAAAGUCUUAGUGUGCUGUAAAACAAAUGCAUGGUAUUUUACUGUGCCUUCUAUGAUAAUCUACUGUAUUCAGUUUAUACAGUAUCAUACUGUUGAUUAAUAUUGUAAGUACAGAUGCAAUUAUAAAAACAUCUAACAUUGCACAUCAGCUAGAGCAUAAAUCAUGUCAAUGGCCCUAAAGCAUUGCAGUUGCACCACACAAGUUUAAACCUUUAAGCUCCUGAUUGCGUCAGUCAGUCCCCACACAGUAGCUUCUUUGGAAAACAAUCAGUCUAGUUUGAAUGCUACUGAUAAGCUUGGAAUAACCCUGUUAUGUAAAUCAGCCAGUCCCAUGACACAGGAGUACACUAACCAGUGCUGAUGGGCUGGUAAACCACUGUAUGUCUUUGUUCCAAAUGGCAUCCUAUUCCCUAUAUAGUGAACUACUUUUGACCAGAGCCCUAUGGGCCCUUGUUAAAAGUAGUGCACUAAAUGGAAAAGUUGGCCAUUUGGGACUGGCCUGUGAAUGUCCCAUUAAAACAAGAGGGGGCAGGCUGGCCAAAAGGUCAUGGCCUCUGUGACAAAUUAACACACUCUCAAAGGGUGCCUGUCAUUCUGUAAGGGAAAGCAUCUAGCUUGCAUCCACAGGGCCUGAAGAAGGUUAAAGGAUGACCACUUCACAAUGUCUAACAAGCAUUGUUUUGUUUCUGCAAAGACAAUGUCAGAGAUCAUUUUCUUUUUUCAGGCGUGGGUAGAGGGUGGGGGGGGUAUCAAUUCAGACUAUCCCACUUCUAUGUAUUUGUUAUGAAACUCAGACUAACCUUUGCCUUAGAAACCAACCUUUGUGACUUUGCAUAGUUGUCUCGCUUGUAUGUGGUACAGUAGAUAGAUAAUGUAGUAACAAUAUGAAGUAUUGCAGACCACGGUACACUAAUAUUAUGUAACCCUUUAAAUGAGUGUAAUAUGCCUUACGUUGAUGUAAAAGAUGUUGGUCCAUAAUGUUAUCGCUACAUAGCUGAAGCAGAGGAGGUAAGAUCCGUCUGUGCCAUCGCAAUGACAUCUAUCCAAUGUACCAGCAUCAGAGGAAACAUACUGUACUAGCCUGAGUGCCAGUCUGUAUGUGCUAUCAUGCAAACUCCUUGUGACUCAUUUUCUUGGCAAACAAUUGUGAAAACUAGGGAAUAAGCAAGAGCACAAACCGAUCUGGUACCAGGCUAGAAAUGUGCAGGUUUUCUGAUUGUAUUUUAUUGCCAGUACUUUUAGUGUUUCAUUCGGAUAAUGUUAAAUUGAUAAAUGUACGACUUCUAUCCUGAAAGGGAUUCCGUGAA